AUGAGUCAUAUUCCUAAAGUUGGUUACAUGGACCGUCAAGCUAAAAGAAGACCGAGACAGAGAGAGGGCGGACGAAGUAAGUUGGCUGUUGUAAUGGGAAGGGUAUUUCUAGUAGAAUUAGAUGCAGCCGGUGGUGAUUGUUACAGGUGCAAGUUCUGCGACACCCCUCUUGCUCUCGCAGAUCAUCUCCUCUCCACGCCUCUUGAUCAUGACUCUGAGCCCAUGAAGAUGCGACUUUGUUACGUGCCCCUGUCAAACAGAUGGAGGAUAUCUGCGGAGAUCACUGAAGAAUUCAAUUUGGAUGCCCGCCCUCGUUCAAGUGAUGGAGAGAAUCCUGAGGACUUUGCUGCAUACUUGCGAAAUGAGUAA
Messenger RNA from Dovyalis caffra, 369 nucleotides. The record is from the annotation of a GenBank genome assembly. Lineage: Eukaryota; Viridiplantae; Streptophyta; Magnoliopsida; Malpighiales; Salicaceae.